Molecule: messenger RNA, 8874 nt
Organism: Lodderomyces elongisporus
Lineage: Eukaryota; Fungi; Ascomycota; Pichiomycetes; Serinales; Debaryomycetaceae
Exons: 1
Coding region: 1-8874 (2957 amino acids)
Source: RefSeq, a predicted model, not a curated record
AUGCUUUACUAUUGCUUCUUGGUAGCCGCAAUCACCUAUGCCGUGCUUUUACUUCUUAUCAACACUUUACCACACAUCUCGGUCAAAUACUUUGGGCUUUUAUCGUUAAGAUGCAUCACCAUCAAAACUAAGACUUCCACUAUAAGGAUUGGCAGACUAUCCUUGAGACUAAGUUUCCGCAAAUCCAUGGGACAGACUAGUCUAAGACCUUUCAACAUAGAGGUUGCAGACGUAUCAAUCCGGAGCGAUACCCAGAAACCAUCAGGUACUAGUAAUUCUGAAGAGCAUCAUGAGAGUAAGAGAAAGAGUCCGAAUGUACCUCCUAAAUCAUUAUUCAAUAUCAAUUUAAAGGAAAAGCUACAUUUCACUUUACCAAAAUCCAUCCACAACUACUUAGUCCGGACCCAAUUGAUAAAUAUGAUAAAUUUCCAAGUGUUUCGAAUAUCCAUAUACCAUGAAGAUGCACACGAAGAUAUUUGCGUGGAAACCGAAUUUUGCAGAAUCCAGACUGAGAUUGAAAAAAACUGUGACUUGAGGAUCACAUUGACUUUGCUCAAUGGUGUAAUCUAUGAUAUAGCAAAUGUCGAAGAGAAAGUGCACUUGUUUCGAAAUGUCGAGUUCUACGUCGACUGUCAGGCAAUUGCCACAUGCGAAGCCUUAACUCCUAACAAAAUCUCAAUUCAGUUGCAAGACUUUGAGCAAUCCCUCUCCGUAGGAAGAUUGAAUAUCCCGCUCGAGUUUUUUGACAUUGAAAAUAGACAGAAACAGAGACAGAAACAGAAAGAGAAAGAAGACCAAGAACGAGAACGAGAUCGAGAACGAGACCAGAAAUCGGAACCGAAUCAAAGCUCAAACAUGAAUGUGGAUCUGAGCCAAACCAAUCCAGAAAUCUCUGAUGAAUUAUCUAAAGAUACCAAAGAGUCUAUUCAAAUUGCUACUGAGGGUGUUAAGCACCACAAAGAGAGGUUUCUUAAAUACAAGGAACUUACAAAGGAGAUAUUGAUGCUAUAUUCUAAUACGAAUGUGCGGUUCGAGGACACAACUAUUUCUUACAAGGACGUAUCAGCCAAUUUAUCGAACUUUGUGCUUUUAUUGAAGAAACUGGAAAAGCCAGACCAGUCAAUAGCUGUCAAGUUGGAGAUGUACUUGACAUCCUUCAAAAUUUACCACAAAGAAACUCAAUGUUUGGAACUACCAUCGUGUACAAUAAACUACGAGCUUUGCCCACUUAAACUCUUGAUGGCCGCUCAAGCUUACCUCGAUUUAAAGUCAAUGACCGAAACACAUAAUCAGGUACAAACGGAAACACAAACGCCAACACAAACGCCAACACAAACGCCAACACAAACGCCAACUCAUAGUCAACCACAAGCACAAACGCAAACAAAAACCCCGUCCAAACCUCUCUCACAGUUUUUGGAUUUCGAAUUGAACAUAACAUUGUCCAAUCCAACGAUCGAUAUCUAUUACGACCAGGAAGACUUUAUCUUUGGCCUUUUCAAGAAUAAGCUCGCUGCAAAGGAAAAGAAACAUUCGAAUGCGGCAACAAAUUCUAUCGACGCCAACAAGUCUUUGAGGAUGACAAAUUUUGCAUCUCAAAUAAUCAACUUUGUUCUGAGUAAAUUGACAAUAGUGGAUUUCCAGUUAAACUUGCAUCUCCCCGAGAUUGGUCUGUUUAAAGAUUCCGAGUUUAAUAGACAUUCAACUUCAAAUAUGGUGAUUAGCUUCCGUCUUUCGGCAUUCUUUCUUAGACUCUUCACUAGGAGACAAAGGUCCAGGUCCAGGUCCAGGAUAUCAAGACUGAGCACCAAGAGAACUCUCAACUGUUUACUCAAACUAAAGAAUUUUAAGGGAGAAGCUCAAGAAAAUUUGGUACAACUCACAAAAAUCAACACCUUAGUCUCAUAUGAUCUUGAAAAGCAACAGCUUUCAGGUCAAGUAUCAAGUAAAGUUAUCAGAUUCAAGUCCGUCAAUGACCAUUUCUUUUACAUGGUGAGACAGUUUCGCAAUCGACAGAGAAUGUAUUUUAACCAGAAAUACGAUAUUUGGAGGGCUAAGCAUAAAAAAGAAGAUGCAACCAAUCUGAUCAAUCCAAAUUCAGAAAAUAAACCAACAACUCCAACACCAUCAGAAACAGCAACACCACAAGAACCAAACGGUUCAACCAAGUUUAUUCAUUUGUUUGAAGUACUCCCAAGUUUUGUUUCAUCUCUCAAAUUUACGUCUAAGGAAAUUAUAUUUGAUAUUCUCUGCAAAGAAGGUCUCCCCAGUCGAAUAAUAUACGAUUGGCAAUUAGAGAAAGAAGUUGAUUUGGCAGAUUUCCGUCGAGGCAUUUCUCUACGAAUCAAUGAUACCACUGGUCACUAUAAGUUGCUGAAACAAUCUUUAGGGCUCUCGGUUGCUCAAAUCCAGCUUUUCACAAUUAGUGAGUACUCACUGGAGUAUAUGGAGGACUUUGACAAAGUUUGUCCACAACAAGCAAGUGACUCAGAGUUGGAUGAUCUCUCGAGUAUAAAUUCAUUUGCAUCAGAACAUGACAAUCAAGAAAGAAUGACCGGAGGUAGUAACAUUGGCGAUGGGAAUGUCAGCAGUGGUAGUGGUGGUGGAAGAAAUAAUGUUGAAGAUUGUGAUAAUGAUAAUGAUAAUGAUGAUGAUGAUGAUGAUGAUAGCCCAGAACAAGGUAUAAAGCGUAUCAAAAAUGUCUUGAAUAUUCAGGAUAUAAAUUUGACUAAUUCUGUAUCGACAGCGGAUGAUGCAGAUCGAGAUAGGUUACUUUUAUCGAUUCCCGAGAUUGACAGUCGAUUAGACAUGUUUUUUUUCUGGUGCAUUUUUUAUGCCAGGUCUAUGUUGCAAAGAUUUGCUCCCACUGUUGAAAGCAAUUGUAGUAAAGAACAGCUCCAGAAAAUUUCGAAACCUAAACCUAAACUCAAGCUUGAUGUAUCAUUGAAAUCGAUGGCUACGAUUGUGAGGUUGCCCAAUGUAGUUGAUGUGCUCAUUGAGAUUGAUAACUUGAAAAUGGAUAACGUAUUUGUUGUCAAGAAUGCGUUGGUGCGAAACGUGAGGUUGUAUGUGGUCCAUCCAGCUACAAGGUUGUGGGCUCGAAUGGUGAUUAUCCAAGAUCCUACUUUUAGCGCCGACUUGUCGAAAAGCUUACACGAAGCUAGCUUUGCCAUUAAGGCAACGAGCAUUAGAAUCAAUGUACCUCAUCAAUUCCAGUUUUACACAAUCAUUGACAAUACCAUCACUUUGGCAAAGGCAAUUAAACAAUUAAAGCACAAUUUUCUUUACUUUAAUUACGGGGCAACUGAAUAUGAAAGAAUAUAUCCAGAAGCUAAGGAAGCACUUCAUUUUCCUCAUGUCAAUAUCAAAACCGGUGCACUAGGAUUGACUCUUGAAAGUGACCCAUUUGAAAAUGAAUUGGCCAUGAUCUAUGAGUUGGGCUUGAUCGAGCAGAAGGAAAGAUUGCGGAAACUCCAAGCUUUUGAAAUUAAAUGCAAGAAUGUUAUGGAUAGUGCCAUUCCGGAUAUUGAUGACCAAAUCAAUUUAUCCGAUACCCCUGCACCAACCAAUAGUCAUUCUCUGCAUACGUAUUUUGCAAACCAUAAGUUUAAAAUGCACAGUCCCUUGCGUCAUGAGUAUCUCGGAAAGAAUAAGAACAUGAACGAUGGUUCCGGGGAGUCUGUUAACGCGUCGCAUGCGAGAACAGGCAUCUUGAAGGAUGCGUUUUCGAAAAUUAGAUGCAACAAUCCUAGUGAAAGAGCACAAACUCAAACUCAAACUCAAACCCAAGACAACAGCAACAAUAAUAGCAGUCAAAUACCUGUUGAUUCACAAACCGAAAUGACAAGGUCUCAAGCAAGCAAGAAAAUCGAGGAAGCGAGAAACCAGCUUUUGGAGAAUUUCUCUCUAGCAUGGACUAGAAAAUACCGUUUAUUCAGGAAUAAUAGGUUGCGUCUUUGGAAAGAAAGGUCACAAGAGGCUUGGGGCAAAGAUGAAGUUCAAGACUCGUUCAAGAACAAAUAUGACAUAGUUGAUUAUGCAGAAGGUCCACCAUUAGCAGGACCACUUUUCAGGGAUUUGGAUCUUACUUUGAGCGCAUUUCAAGGUGGCGACGUAGACGAAUUUUUGUACAAAUUUGCCAAAAAGCAACCAAAACUAACUUAUUCAAUUUUGAUUCCAAUGAACAUCGACCUCAAGGCCCGAAAAUUUUAUAUGAUUCUAAGAGAUUAUCCAUUACCAUUGGCGUCUUUUCCUACUGCUAGCAAUCCCCAACAACCAACCAUUCAUAUUAGAAGCAACGUCAUAAUAAAUGAAAUGCUAUAUACUCGAAAAGAACAGCUUCGUUAUAUCUAUGUGCCUUACUCAUUAGCAGUCACAAAUAAUGGCACUGCAGAUAAUUUCUACUCCGUGUAUAUUCCUCGUACAUUAACGCCAGUCAAAGUUGCCUCAGAUUUCCAUUGCGAUCUCAAUACAGAUAGAGCAUGCACGUUAAGUUGGUGUAAGGCAUACCAACCGGCACUAAGUGCUAUGGGCCAGGCAUUUCAGAUGUUUAGUAAACCAGCAAUUGAUGAUAGUCCAAUUGGUUGGUGGGAUAAAGUGCCUUUAAUUAUGCACGGACGAUACGAGUUUGAAGUUAGAAAUGAGCUAUGCUUGUUGAUGAAGAGUGGUACAUCGCCUGAUAAAUUGGUUGGAAAGAAUUCUGGGUUUGUUUAUAGUUGGAAAAACAAUGUUUCGGUGGUUAUUGAUGGUACCAUAGAUCCUAGAAAUUUGAUAACAGUAUCCAGCGAUGAUUUCAUGUUUGCCAUUCCCAAUUAUGCUAUGGAGGAAAGAAACAUUUGGAGUUUGUUUUACGAUGGAGCCGACCAGAUCUCCCCAGAUUUUGAUUUGGAUGCUAAAAAGUACCACAAGAAAGUCAUUAGAUUGAGUUCAAAUGACAGAGUGAAAUGGGUAGGUGGUAUGAAAUUCGAGAGAAAUAAGCAUUUCUCAAAUAAAUUAUCAGACGAGGAGCUUAGAACUUCGGAAUUUAAACCUCAUUACGAUGUUGAAAUUACCAACCCGGCAAACGAGUACCAUCCAGACUCUUAUGAGGGGUAUAGAUCAGAUUAUGUGCAUAUGUCGCUAUCAGUUAUAUCGAAAUCACACAAUGGCGAGGCUUUCAAUGCGGCAUUCUUUACACCAUUAUCAUUUCAUCACUUCUUUUAUUGGUGGGACACCAUAGCUCAUUAUUCGCCUCCGCCAGUACGGAGCGGACGCUUGUUCACUCAAGGUCAAAAGAGCUACAAAGUCAAAUUUAGUCCACAUUUGUUUACCAUGAAGUAUCAAAUGAUUUUCAACCCUGUGACAAUAUCACAUUUGUACCUUCACUCUAGUGAUGAACUAAAAGGAAAAAAGAAUAGGAUUUCAUUUACAGGUCUCAAAGGUAAAUUUGCCAUUUGUGAGAUUGACUUGCAUCAACGGAAGGAGCUUUUAACUUAUGUAAACAAAAAACUAAACCGAAAGACGCAAGUUAAACAUCUUAAGAUGAGCCAAGCAGAAAUCAAUGUCGAAAGGGCCGAUGUGAGGAUAUUAAAUGCCUUAUUUGGUGACCAAUCCGUGAGUGGUAAGUUGAUGUCUUUUCUCACUGGUGAUAAUUCUUCAAGUAGAGGUUCUUCCAACCGUUCACACAAAUCUAGCGGUGGUAGCGGUGGUGGUGGUGGUGGCGGUUUUGGCGGGGGAACUCACGCGUCUGAAUUUACCAGGUGGCUUGAUAGUGUUGAAGUUCCAGAUGGAGACUUCUCCUGGAUUGAUCCAGAAGAUUUUGUUGAGUUAGAGUUGAGAGAAACGCUAUCACCAUACCCCAAGAUCAGGAUCAUUCCAUUUUUUUACACUCCAAAGUGCAGUUACUUUAGAGAGUUUACACUCAAGCACACUGGACCGUUCCCAUUUGGCAAUGAGGAUAUUCAUGAUUGCAUAAUGAAUCUCGAGAAACCCGCAGCAGUUCAAACACGUAUCUUGGAAGAACGAAUUGAUACUUUGAGACAAGAUUUGAAAAAAGCGCAGCAUGCACUUGAACGGUUGAAAUUGUACGAUGCACCUGAGUUUCAACAAGAUAUCGAAAACACAGAGCUGGAAAUAGCGGUCUUGGUGGAAAAGAUCAAUAUUAUACAAACUGCAAAGGAUAAUUUUAAUCAAGGUGAUGUAGAAGCCCUUCAAGAUUUGGCAGACACAAACUCAACAGAGUCAAUAUCGAGGCAAUUGUCUGGGUUAUCGGCAUAUUCCAGUCACGUGAAUAACGAUGAGUUGUUGCAAGCAUCAAACUUUGUUGCGAUAGCUGAAUUCCAUAAUCGUUUCAUUGUGCACAAUUUGAAAAUGAAGUGGGAUGAUGUUUUAAAGGAAUACUUUGUUAGUUAUCUUGAAAGGAUAGGCGACAGAAAGAGCCACGUUUAUUAUAUGACUAAGACUGCAGUGGAUCUUGUGCAAAGCGUUAUUAAAGAGUCAGAAGAAGCAGAAAAACUGUCCGAGUCCAUCAGUGACAAGCAUAUUGAAAAGAAGUUUUCCCUUGGCGAAAAUGUUAUUGAGUCGUUUGAUGAGACAUUGGAAAAAGUAGGAAACCCUGAUGAAGAAGAGCCAGAGUACAAGUAUUUGGUGAAACUCAUUCACCCACAAAUACAAAUGAUUAGCAAGAAGUUACCCGACACGUGUGUUUUGUUAACUUCAAAGGAUCUUGAUAUUAGGAUUGUUGACAUAAAUGAGAAAGAUAUGGUGGAUGUGAUGACCGAUAACAAGGAAAUGACUGCAAAGAUUGAAAGCAGAAUUGGAGUGGUAUUUAGAGAGGAGCAGUUAUUUGUCAUUAGCAAGAACGACAUUUUGAAUAUGAAACCAUGGUCUAAAUUUGAAAAAGAUGGAUACAUGUCUGUAAACAACUGGCCCCCUUGGUUUGAAUGUGAAGUUUGCUAUGAAGGGUCUUGGGCACAAGAACAUUUGGUUUCAGAAAAGAACACCAUAGCGCUCAUCUAUAAAAACCCUAAUCAAUUAUUUCUUAACUCAAAGAAGUUAGAGCAAGCCAACGAAAUUAAAGUUUACUUGUCAAAACUUGUCUUUAGUGCAACAUCAGCACAGUACUUGGCAAUAUAUUGCAUUGUGACUGAACUUUUAAUGACGAAUAACCAACAUGAUACUGUAAAUGGUCGAUUGUCGAAAGUUCUUGCUUUUGCCGAUCCAAGCGAUUUCAGAGGAUGGGAUCUGAAAGUUCGCGAUUUGCAAACGCAUAUCCGCGAGUUUAAGGAUAUUUUGAUGAAUUUUGAUCAAAAAGGAGCAUCAUUGAGUGAGAAAGAGCGCAAAUAUCUAAAACUUUUGGAGCUCGAGAUGGAAAAGCUAAAGUUAGAGCUCUUGAUGAUUAUGAAAGCUUUGAGAAUGAAGAAUAAGAAAUCAAAACAAACUUCAAAGUACUGGAGUAUUUUGGCUGAGCAAAUUAUCUGGCAUUUCUUAGAUGAUGAUCGGAAGCCAUUUAUUGAUUUUGCUUGUGCAAACACUGCAUUAUCUAGAAUGGAAUCUGUAGAAGGGUCGAACCUGAAUGAGUUUACAAUUGGUAUGCUCCAAGGGUUCAACCUCGAGGAAAAUGCCACAUAUCCGAUAUUGUUGUCUCCAAUGAUGUCAGAAAUACCCAAUGUGGCUGACCCCGAUUCCGAAUCCGCAGUGCCUGUUGUCAAAAUUACUUGGACGAUGUUGGCGGCUGUCGGAGGGAUACCAAUUAUCAAAGAUGCCAAGCUCGAAGUUUUGCCAUUGAGGUUUGAGUUGGUUUACAAGACUGCUAAGAAAUUGCAAGCAUAUCUUUUCCCUAAGGACGAGUCAUUUGAAGCAGAUAUUGGUGGUAGUGAUUCUGAAUAUGGCGAUGACGAUGACGAUAAUGAUAUGAUGAGCUUUACGUCAUCUGAGUAUGAAGGAUACCCUGCUGAAAACUCAUCUAUAGACUCUCUGAUCAUGGGAUAUGAAAAGGGAUACAAUCAAUCAGAUCACCGGAGUCCAUGGAAGAAGUUGAUGACAAAAAGCAAAAACAGUCUUGGUGGUGCUAAUAAUAAGUCGUCAACUCUGCUGAGAAACAAAUCCGGAAAUGGAUAUAGUAGUUCAUCUGGUCUGUUGAUGAAGCAUAGGGAUUCAUCGAUUCUUAGUCGAUCUUCGAGUCAGAGUAGCGUGUCGCAACAACAGCAACAACAACAACAACACGGAAAAGGAAAGACUAAUACAUGGAAACUAACCAACCGUUCUAAACAAGGUAUUUCUCGUCAGGCAUGGCAAGGUUUGUCAGAAGAAGAUGAUUUGAGUAUAUUAAUCUCGAGAUCGAUGCAGUUCAAGUCUAUUAUUGAUUUAGAGAUUGUUGCGUUCAAGCUUAUGGUUAGUUUCUCUGGUCCAACUUCUUUGAGUUUGCUCAAUGUGAAUCAGCUUGUGAUUUCGAUGCCUGAUUUGAGUUAUGAGCAUAGGAUUUGGAGCGGUGAGGAUUUCAUGAAUAGGUUGAAGAAGGAUAUCAUCAAGGUGAUUGUGCAGCAUACAGGUAAGAUUUUGGGUAACAAGUUUAAGCCAAAUAAGAAGAUCAAAGUUGACAAGCCGCUCAAGCAAAUCUCGGACUAUCGAAGAUUCAUGACAUUGGAGGAUUUACAAAGAGACGGUCGUGAGAGGGACAGUAGUUCCGUUGAUCAUAAACUCAAUCUUGGUCAGAGUAAAAGUCGCCUGAGCCACCAAAGUCAAAGCCUGGACCAUUUGCAUCCUCCAUCACAUACACAUCAUAAUGGUAAGCAUAUUAGACCAAUUACGAGACGAGAAGAUGCGGGGGAUGGUACAUUUGAAGCCUAUCUUGACCCAGCAGAUGACAAAGUUGAGAUAGACAUUGAUUCAGCAUGA